AUGACUUCCAAAACGACCGAUAAGGAUUCACCCAAUCCAACGGAGCCUCGAUCUCCGCCAAUCCCAAAUGCUGUGAUCGAUAGAAGCAAUGGGGAAGAGAAGCAGUGGGGCUACGAUCUCUACCCGGAACGGCGCGGCGAAAAGUUCAAGCCUAGCUGGGGCCGUGUGCUGCUCGGUAUGGAGGGCACAGAACAGUUGGACAAAAUUAAAUGCGAGCGAAACGUUUAUGCAUGCGUGAAGAAAAGCCCGAUGGUGAAGCUGAUGAUGGGCGCGCUUAAAAGUUCCGGAUGCGAAAUCGAUAUCCGCCGUCACAUAGCAUGUGAAGUGUGCGACGCGUCCGUCAGCGGAGGAUACGAUCCCGUACUGAAUCAGGUCGUAGUUUGCCAGAACAUUGCCCGCAACGAGGGCAUCGUACAGGGAGUGUUAACACACGAGAUGAUCCACAUGUUCGACUACUGUAACAACGACUUGGAUUUCAAAAAUAUCGAUCACCUGGCAUGCACGGAAAUCCGGGCGGCCAAUUUAACCCACUGUUCUUUUUUGAGCGCGUGCACGCAGGGCGACGCAUCGCCGUUUAAAAUCAAACAGGCACACGCGGAUUGUGUCAAAACCAAAGCUCUAAACUCUGUCCUGGCCGUUCGGAAGGUGACUCCCGAAGAGGCCAUCGCCGCCGUGGAGCGUGUAUUUCCCAAAUGCUAUAACGAUCUGGAACCGAUCGGUCGCCGGAUACGUCGAAAUUCCAAAGACAUGUAUAAAGCGUAUAUGGAAGGACCGAUGUACGGGUACGAUGUGGACUAGCGUGG
Messenger RNA from Anopheles nili, 803 nucleotides. Its product is annotated as mitochondrial inner membrane protease ATP23 homolog. Gene Ontology annotation, cellular component: extrinsic component of mitochondrial inner membrane. Gene Ontology annotation, biological process: mitochondrial proton-transporting ATP synthase complex assembly; mitochondrial protein processing. The transcript is spliced from 3 exons. The record is from RefSeq and is a predicted model, not a curated record. Bases 1 to 798 code for a protein of 265 amino acids. Gene Ontology annotation, molecular function: metalloendopeptidase activity. NCBI's taxonomy places the organism in Eukaryota, Metazoa, Arthropoda, Insecta, Diptera, Culicidae.